AUGCAGAACUUUAAAGUCUCAAACAACGAUUUCUCCUUUAAAUCUACUUCUCAUGGAUACAAGUUGGUAUUUUGUGGUUCAACUUAUGUUAAGAAAACGGAGCUCCCGGAGAUUCCUAUAGAUUAUUUCAACAUUCUUGGUUUGGCGUCCAUUGCUGAUGGAAAAUUCCAGCCUAAUGUAUUGGUUGACGUAGUUGGAGGAGUUACUGAAAUUCUGCAGACUCAGAUAAACUCAGAUAACAACAAAAGCAAGUUUGUGUUUAUGAUCACUGACAUGAGCAAAAUUGUCGUGCAGUGUACACUAUGGGUUGGUGUUGAAGGAGGUUUUCCUUUAAAUGUAUCCAAUGCUUGGAGUGGCACAAAGGUGAUCAUUAAUGAUAUUAGUAAUGUUGAAAUUAAGAAGCUGAAGGAUAGCCUAAAUGCUGAAAUGCCAAAGCUUUCUUCAUCAAGUUUGCAAGUUGAAACAACUCAAACCUCACAGUAUUCCGAUUUUGAUAAAUUUAUAUGGAAGACCGAAGUCAUUAGUUUGGCUGAGAUCGCGAUGCUUAAACAAGAAACAACAUGUGUCACCAUAGUGAAGUUGGAGAAGUUUGAAGUUGGUAAUUCCGGUUGGUAUUACGAUGGUUGUGCCGAAUGUACCAAGAGUGUCGCUGUAAAAGAUGGCAAACUUAAGUGCUAUGCAAAUCACAUAAGUUCUGAACCCGUGCCAAAGUAUUCAUUCAUCGUUGUGUUAUGA
Lathyrus oleraceus (garden pea) is the source of this 735-nucleotide messenger RNA. RefSeq lists its product as uncharacterized. The coding region runs from base 1 to 735 and encodes 244 amino acids. The record is from RefSeq and is a predicted model, not a curated record. The transcript has 6 exons. NCBI's taxonomy places the organism in Eukaryota, Viridiplantae, Streptophyta, Magnoliopsida, Fabales, Fabaceae.